AUGCUGCGGCGGAUAUCCCAAGUCUGGGUGGUCCACGUUCCGGUUAAACUCGAUGAAACGGCGGACGAUUCAAUCAAAGAGGAUCCCAAAGAGGCCUUUCCGAUCCCGUCCUUUUCGCCGAUUCCUUCCAACAGCGCGCUCGUGUAUGGCCAGGACAACGUAGAGCCGAUGCUGGCGCCCGAAACCGAGCUGAACCUCAUCUUUGACUGUUUGGUUCCAUCGUCGUCGCCCGCCAGCAGCGCCUCGCCAUCUCCGCCCGCCUGGCAGUCGUGCCCCACUGUCGCGAUGCAGCCUGGCUGCUUCGCGGCGGAUCCCCCCAAAUGCACGAACCCGCCUGCGAGCCUGAUUGGCAACAAGCGCUGCAUUUGGACGGCGGAGGAGGAUGCGUUCAUUGACCGCGCCGUGCGCUUUCGCGGCCUGCGUUGGAAGGCGAUCGCCGAGAUGCUUCCUGGCCGCUCCGAGACUGGGUGCCGCAAGCGAUGGAUGAGAUGUCAGCAGCGCAGGCUCGCAGCGAGAGGCAUCAAGGUGAGCCGCAUGUCGGAUGUUGUGGCGAACGUACACAACGUUGGCGCCAUGAGGACGCGGAAGCCACCGUCCUCGCAGCCACCACCAGAGGUGGAGCUGUGGAGCGGCUCUGGCCGGGAGCAGAGCGGGCUAGAGCUGGCCUGGGCGCAUGCCCCUUCUGCGUGUGCGCGGCCCCGGCCCCUGGCUCCUGUGCCCAACGCACUGCCUGUGGCACACUAA
Messenger RNA from Emiliania huxleyi CCMP1516, 744 nucleotides. RefSeq lists its product as hypothetical. The transcript is spliced from 2 exons. The coding region runs from base 1 to 744 and encodes 247 amino acids. The record is from RefSeq and is a predicted model, not a curated record. NCBI's taxonomy places the organism in Eukaryota, Haptophyta, Isochrysidales, Noelaerhabdaceae.